Molecule: messenger RNA, 1698 nt
Organism: Exophiala spinifera
Lineage: Eukaryota; Fungi; Ascomycota; Eurotiomycetes; Chaetothyriales; Herpotrichiellaceae
Exons: 6
Coding region: 1-1698 (565 amino acids)
Molecular function (GO): N,N-dimethylaniline monooxygenase activity; flavin adenine dinucleotide binding; NADP binding
Source: RefSeq, a predicted model, not a curated record
AUGGGUUCCCUAGGGGAGAACCGCGAGUAUGAUGCCAUACUCGUCGGUGCCGGUUUCGGAGGCUACACGAUGCUUCCUAAGCUGCGUAAAUUAGGGCUUCGAGCCAAGAUAUAUGAACGCGGGUCAGGCUCUGGAGGUGUUUGGCAUUGGAAUCAGUACCCCGGUGCUCGCGUCGACAGCGACUCGCCCACUUACCAGUUCUUCGAUCGGGAGAUUUGGGAGGAUUUCACCUUCUCUGAACGAUUCCCCGGGUUCCGCGAAUUGCAAAAGUAUUUUCAGCAUGUGGGGAGGAAAUGGGAUCUUCGAAAAGAUAUCGAGUAUCACAAGAACGUUACUUCCGCCCACUGGGAUGUCGAGAGUCGACGCUGGAUAGUCGGCUGUUCUGACGGUACAACGACGCGAUGCAAAUGGCUGUUCGCGAACGUGGGCUUUGCAGCCAAAGAGUACAAACCGUAUCUCAAAGGCUCUGCCGACUUUCAAGGCGAUAUGUUCCACACCGCUCAUUGGCCACACCACGAUGUCGACCUCCAAGACAAACGCAUUGCCGUCAUCGGGACCGGGGCCAGUGGGAUUCAGGUGAUUCAAGAAGCCGGUAAACUCUGCAAGCACCUCACGGUGUAUCAACGCACCCCUAAUUUCUGUCUACCUAUGCAGCAGCGUAAACUGGAUCCAGUGGAAGAACAGAGAAAGAAGGAUAGUGGCGUCUACGAGGCGGCUUUCAAAGCGUGCGAGAAGACCUCUGCUGGUGUACCGUACGACACGAAUGGCCGUAAGACCUUCGAUGACACCAGAGAAGAGCGAGAAGCGUAUUGGAAUCGCCUCAUACAAGACGGUGGCUUUAAAUUUUGGGUCGCAGGCUACAUCGACCUGAACUCGGACCAAAAAGCCAACGACGCCGCCUACGACUUUUGGCGUCGCAUGGUCCUUAAACGCAUCAAGGAUCCCCAUAAAGCCCAAUUGUUGGCGCCAGAGGUUCCGCCGCAUCCCUUUGGCGCGAAACGUCCGUCUCUAGAACAAAACUACUUUGAAGUUCUCAGCCAGCCGAAUGUCGACAUUGUGGAUCUGAACGAGUUUCCUAUCCAGGAAGUCAACGCAAUGGGGAUUCGGACCGCGGCGGGGCAAGUCGACGUGGACUUGAUUGUUCUUGCGACCGGCUUCGACGGCUUAACUGGUGGUUUCAUGGACAUCGAUCUCCAAGGAGUUGAUGGAAAGACCCUGAAACAAUACUGGAGUGACGGCGUCAAAACUUCCAUGGGCGUCGCAAUCCCCGGCUUUCCCAACCUGUUCUUCCUGUUUGGACCACAAGCACCAUCAACAUUCUCGAACGGCCCGACGUGUAUUCAAUUUCAGGGCCGAUGGUUCGAAAAACUCGUCCAGAAAAUGCUCGCUGAGGGCAUAGAGACAUUGGAACCCACGGAGGACGCUGCAGACAGCUGGGGGGAGAAGAUUUGGGAGCGAUGGGAAGCUACUUUGCUCCCUCGAGGCAAGAUGCGUACCAUCUCUGUUGCUCCAAAGGUGUCUUUGACUAACAUUUCACACAGCUGGUGGACCGGUGCAAACAUCCCGGGCAAGAAGGUGCAGCCCCUCAGCUGGGCAGGGGGCCUCCCUUCAUAUAUGCAGAUGCUGGAUGAGACUUUGGAGAAGGAUUAUCAGGGCUGGAUCAUUGGAAGACAGUCACGCGAGGUUUCUGGGUCGUAA